This is a messenger RNA of Cydia splendana, 2673 nucleotides long. It is a transcript of the gene CycT, whose product is annotated as cyclin-T-like. Gene Ontology annotation, molecular function: cyclin-dependent protein serine/threonine kinase activator activity. The record is from RefSeq and is a predicted model, not a curated record. Gene Ontology annotation, cellular component: nucleus; cyclin/CDK positive transcription elongation factor complex. Gene Ontology annotation, biological process: positive regulation of DNA-templated transcription, elongation; regulation of transcription by RNA polymerase II. Lineage: Eukaryota; Metazoa; Arthropoda; Insecta; Lepidoptera; Tortricidae.
ACUUAUAUGAUAGUAAUUCAAAAUGGUAUAAAAAUAUAUUUUUAGUCACUCAAAUGUUAACGUGGUCUGCAUCCGGUCGCCGCUGUAAUAGCGCUGUCCCUUUUCCACUCACGCACUUAGACGGAGAGCAACUUUCCGUCGUGCUCCCUCGCGCGCAGUCAUUGGAAUAUCCGUUCAAUGGCUGGCGGACAAGAAAAAUGGUAUUUUUCAAAAGAUCAACUACAGAAUUCAGCAAGCAGAAAAUGCGGUUUAGAUGCAGAUAAGGAGCUAGCAUAUAGGCAGCAAGCCGCAAAUCUAAUCCAGGAUAUGGGCCAGAGGCUUCAAGUCUCACAACUAUGUAUCAACACGGCGAUAGUGUACAUGCACCGGUUCUACGCGUUCCACUCGUUCACGCAGUUCCACCGCAACGCCAUCGCUGCGGCCGCGCUCUUCCUCGCCGCAAAGGUGGAGGAGCAGCCUCGCAAGCUAGAGUAUGUGAUAAAAGUGGCCCAUGUGUGCGUGCACCGCGGCGAGGGGGUCAGCGCGCUCACCACCGACCAGUACCAGGAACAGGCGCAAGACCUCGUUUUCAACGAGAACGUGUUACUACAGACGCUAGGGUUCGAUGUGGCCAUCGACCACCCACACACGCACGUGGUCCGCGCGUGCCACCUCGUCAAAGCGCCCAAAGACCUCGCGCAGACAUCAUAUUUCAUGGCGUCGAACAGCCUACACCUGACGACGAUGUGCCUGCAGUACCGGCCAACCGUCGUGGCCUGCUUCUGUAUACACCUGGCCUCCAAGUGGAGCAACUGGGCGAUACCCCAAUCUAACGAGGGCCGACACUGGUUCUCGUACGUGGACCGGACGGUGACCUCGGACCUGCUCGAGCGGCUCACGGCCGAGUUCCUGCACAUCUUCGAUAAGUGCCCGUCCAGGCUCAAGCGCAAGAUGAUGGAGAGGAACAGCAACAGCGGCAGCUCGCCACACUCGAGCGCGGCCCACGGCAGCAGUUCGGCGUCGCAGCAGCGGCCGUCGCUGCCUAAUGACGACUUUGACAAGUCAUUUGACAAAGAAUACGAGCGCGAGCGGAGGCGCGCGCCCGCGACCGGCGGCUACGUGCCCGCCGCGCCCGCCGCGCCGCCGCCCAACAAGAUCGACUACAACGCCUACAGGGAGAAGAGGGAGAGGGACGAGCGCGAGCGAGCGAGACAGCAGCAACAACCCUCCGCGGCAAGGCAGCCGGGGCAGCAGCAGCCCCCGGGCCGGCCCGCGGCGCCGCACCACCGGCCGCACCACCACAAGCCGCCGCCCUGGCCGCACCACAAGCCGCCGCACAAGCCCGCGCCGCCCGCCUCCGCCUCCGCGCCUGCGCCCGCGCCGCCCCCCCCGCCCGCUCCCGCGCCGCCCGCCGCGCCGGCGCGCACGCGCCCGCCCUCGCUGUUCUCCCCCGACAACACCGCGCCCGCGCACGCCGCGCAGCGCCCCGCGCCCCCGCGCCGCCCCGCCGCCUCCCCGCGCCGCGUGCUGCGCGACAUGCAGCCGCCCGCCAUCCUCUCCCCCUUCUCCUCGCCGCCCGCCGUGUCCGUCGCGUCCGCGCCCGCGCCCGAGCCGUCCCGCCCGAGGCAGCGCGUGCACUCCAACUCGGAGCCCGAGCUCGUCCCGGUCGUCAAGAAACUCGACGAGACUCCCGGCUACGAAAACGUGAUCCGCGACUCCCAGCGCGGCACGUCCAUCCGGACGAAGCCGCAGGAGCAGCGCCGCCCCGAGCCCGCGCCGGCGCGCUCGCUGAACGGCAUCGAGACCGACCCCACCCUAGUAUCGAAUCUACUUAAGGAGAGUCUCGCUAAACCGGCGCCUAUAACGGUCGCGACCGAGCGCAAGUCGCCGGCGGUCGAGGUCAAACGGGAGCCCGUCGUAGAACCGAAGCGGGAGCCGGUCGAGCCGGUGGUGGAAGUGAAACGCGAGCCGGACCCGGCGCCGGCGGCGCCCCAGCCCGUCCAGCCGGCCGCCGAGGACGCGCCCGACCACAAACAUAAGAAAGAAAAGAAGAAGAAAGAGAAACACAAACACAAAGACCGGGACAAGUCGAAGGAGGAGAGAAAGAAACAUAAAAAGGAUAAGGAGCGGGAGAGAAAGGAGGGCAGAAAGGAGAGUCCGCCGCCGGCGCCGGCGGAGCCCGCGACGGACGGCGCGCUCAGGAUCACGAUACCUCGCGAGAAGCUGGCCAGCAGCCCCGGCUUGAAAAUCAAGAUUCCGAAGGAGCGGCUGGCGGCGCCGCCGCCGCCGCCGCAGGCCGCCGGCCUCAAGAUCAAGAUCUCGAAGGAAGUGCUGGAGACGUCCCGCAAGCGCGCCGGGGAGCCCCCGGGCGCCGCGCCGCCGCACAAGCUGGCGCGCCACAACGGAGCGCCGCACCCCAAGGUAGGCUGGCCCCUCCCUCCCCCCGCCGUCCCGCGGCUGCCCUACUACAUGGUGCGCCCGCCGCCCCCGCUCUACUACAACAUGGCCAUGAGCAUGGGCGGCAUGGUGCCCAUGGAGGGCUACUACUACGGGCCGCCGCUGGGCGUGUACGCGGGGCACCCCCCGGGGCCGCCCGCCCCCCCGGCGCCCCCGGGGCCCCCGCAGCCGCCCCUGCCCGCGAUGCCCCCGCCAGUUGUACCGCCCCCGCCACCGGAAUGAUUAAUGUCUACUAAU